Messenger RNA from Drosophila subobscura, 4080 nucleotides. RefSeq names its product putative GPI-anchored protein pfl2 (gene Afti). NCBI's taxonomy places the organism in Eukaryota, Metazoa, Arthropoda, Insecta, Diptera, Drosophilidae. Bases 452 to 3517 code for a protein of 1021 amino acids. The record is from RefSeq and is a predicted model, not a curated record. Gene Ontology annotation, molecular function: clathrin binding. Gene Ontology annotation, biological process: intracellular transport. Gene Ontology annotation, cellular component: trans-Golgi network membrane; AP-1 adaptor complex. The transcript has 4 exons.
UGUUAUCUUAAUUGCAACACUGAAACAUACCUUGGCAUCGCAAUGUGAAUGUCAAAAAGGCAGAACACUCAAAAACCUGGAAAAAAAGUGUUGUUUUAUUGAAAACAUGGCAAAUUGCAGCUAAAACAGCAGGUGUGCACACAAAGUAAACGAUUGUGUAAUUAAUAGCCUGGCUGCAGUGCAUAGAAAUUAAGUUUAGACUCGAAAUUGACGCGUGUUAAGGGCAAACAAGAAAAAAAAUUCCAACACAGACCUUGGAGUGGUAGCAUACACAUACACAACUGGCCAACACACAUACGCGCACACACGCACAUUGUGAUAAACGGGGCCCAGUCGAAAACGUCAUAUAUUUCCCCCGCCCGCUCGCUAGCUGCUUUAAGCCAAAUUAGCAGACUUUCAAGGCAGGAAGUCCGCUCAGAGGAUCCACCACCAUCACGACGACAGCUGCAAAAUGGUAAAUGUGCCGCCACUGCUGUGCAGCACGCCGCCACCGAUCGAUUUUGGCGAGGACGACGACGACUCGGGCCUGCAGUCAACGAUCAAUUUGGAUGACGACGACGACGACUUUGGCUUAGUCACCAGCAGCCGCUCAGCGCUUACAAAAGAAACCCAUACAGAAGCCCAGCCCGUGUACAGCGAGAGGCCGCCUGAACUGGAGCUGAUUGGCAAACCAAAUGCAGAGGAAAUAAAACAAAAUGUGGAGGCUUUCAAUUACCAAGUGAAACAGUCGCCGUCGCUUGAUGACUAUCAGGAGACGCCACCGCCGCUAGAGGAGGAGCUGCAGGAAGAAGAGGAGGAGGAAGAGGAGGAGAUUGCGAAUAUAAAUGACAAUGUGCCGUCCCUGAAGCUGGACAGCCUGAGUCUGUACUCCACGGAAAGUGUCUCCGCAGCGUCCACGCUGUCGCCUGUGGCAGUUGCCGACGAGGAAAUGCCAGCCCCAACCAAAGCACCAGCAGCAGCAGCAGCAGCAGCACCACCACCUGUACUCAGCCAUCAAGUCACGCUGGAGGAUGUGUCCGAUGACAGCGACGAGGAGUGCUCGCCAAAGAAACCCAAAGAAUUAUUUAUACGCGAGGGAGCUGAAGAUUUCUUUGCCAUUGAAGUGCUGGCAACGCCCACAGAAACAGCCUUUUCCUUCCCUUCCGACGCCUCCAUGGAUAAGCCAGCGGUUGAGCCGGUUUCCGUUCAGUUUGCUGCGAGCUUUGAGCAGGCGACGGCACAGUCUGUGGAGCAGCAGCAGCAGGAGGAGCACCAGCAGUGUCCUGCAGCUACUGAAGAGGAUGAAUUCGAUGACUUUGGCGACUUUGCGGACUUCUCUGCUGUGCCCGAGCCUGCAGUGGAGGUUACGCCAGCUCCAGUUUCCCUGACGGUUGCUCCUCCCACGCCUGCUGCAAAGGAUUCCCCGGCGCCUGCUGCCGAUGAUGGCUUUGAUGACUUUCAAGAAUUUGCCACGCCACCUGCAGAGACUGCUGACGAUGAUGACGAUGACUUUGGAGACUUCUCAGAGCCGCUAACAGCAGCCAUGGCCACAGUUGCAGCUGUUCCCCCGCCACCGCAGCCUGCAGCAGCUCCCCUCAGCAUCGAUGAGCGCAUCAAGCCCGUGCUAGAGCUAAUGUUUCCCCUGUCGCAGACGAGCAGCGCUGCAACUGAAGCCAAACGGCGACCGCUGGCGCAGUGUCAAAGCUUUAACUUUGGUGCCAUCGAGCAGGCCCAAGCGCUGGACUAUCAGUGGACCAGCUCGGAGAUGCGGCACUCCCUCGUGCGUGCGCUGGGCAUCGAUUCGAGGAAUAUACUUUUCGGCGACAAGUGGAACGCUUCCAUGCCGCGUUUUGCUGCCAAUUUGAGUUUUGAUCCGCUGAAGCCGCUCAAACCGCUGGAGCCGAGCAGUCAGCAGUUGUCCUCAGUGGGACUGGAAGCAACCGCCGCAGCCGCACCACAAACGAGCCAAGCUGAAGCGCGGUCUGGCGCGUCUAAUGGGGAAAACUGUGUCCCUGCCAGCAGCAGCAGCGGCAGCGAAAUCUCCUCCAGCUUUAAGCAGAACCACAACCCUAGCGCAGAGCUUAAUAGCGACUGCCUUGAGUCCACAGCAGCGGCAUCAGCAGCAGCUGCUGCUGCAGCAACAGCGACGCUAUCGACUGCUCUAUCAGCAAACGGCUAUGGCCACAACCUCAACGGCAGUGAGCAGCUGCAUCAGCAGCAGCAGCACCAGCAGCAGCCAGCACACCAGCAACAGUUUGAUUUGAGAGCGCCAACUCCACCGCCAGUGGCAGCUCCAACACCAGCAGAGGAUCUUAGACCCACGGCCAGCACACCAACUGGCUUUGCCAUGCCACUGAAGGAGACACACAUCUACACACCCUCGAAAUCGGACACGGCUGUGGCGAGGACCACAACGCUGGCGCCCAUUGAUUUUGACUAUGAGAUUGCGGCGACGGGCAUCAUCAUUGAUGAGACGGUGGUCAAGAAGGAGUAUCGCGAUGUGGAGUACAAGCCGCCGCCAUUUGGCCUGGACUCGCCCAGCCGCUUGGCCAGCAGCAAUGGCACCAGCAGCUUUGAGCUGCCCACCACGACGCCCGCAGUGGCGGAGGACGAUGAUUUCAGUGACUUUCAGUCGAUGCCAGCGAAAACGCAGGCGGCGCUGCAGCCGCCACGGAAUGGCACGCCCACAUUUGGCGAGCAAAUGAUACUCUGUCCGGCCAUACUGCUGCCACAGGCCAUACCGCUGGCCAAGACGGCCAUUGAGUGGGGCGACAAUUCGCUGUCCAGCAUCAAUGCCGAGGAAAUGGCACGCAUUGAGGAUUUGUUUUCGGCACAGUCCAAGCCGCCGACGAUAAGUGCAACGGUGGCCAAGCAGCCGCCACAACAGCAGCAGCAGCAGCAACAGGAGGAUGAUGAAUGGUCGGACUUUGUGUCGGUGCCAGUGGGACAGCAGCAGCAGCAGCAGCCACAGCAACAGACAUUUAGCAAUAACAACAAUGUCAACAGCUUGAAGAAGCCGCCUACAGGCCCCAGCUCUGCCCCAAAGGACGAUGACUGGUCGGACUUUGUCAGCAGCACGCCGCUGCCGUCGCGACCCUCCGCGCCACAAUUCAACUCCGGCGCCUGGCAGAGCGCCAACUUCUACAACAAUCCUUUGAGUCUCUACCAGCAUCAGAAGCAGACGCAUGCACACAGCAACUUGGUGCCCAGCAGCAGCAAGAGCAAGAGCAACACCAACACCAACACAAACCACAAUAACAACAACAACAACAACAACAACAAUGUGCCAGCGACACCGCAGCAAAUACACAUCAUGCACGACUUCUCCACGGCGCCCUCGACAACAGCGGGCGGAGCAGGAGUGGGUGCCACCUAUCAGCAGCAUCAUCAGCGGCAGCAAUUCCAGAUCGGCAAUGCCAAGGUGGCGCCACGCAUAUCCCUCAUACCCGACUUGAGCUUCGUGGCGCCUGCGCUGCCCACCAACGCGGGCGCCUUUAUGGGCUCGCUGCCCAAGCCCAGUUUUGGUGGCAAGAAAUGACAAAUGCUGCGCGGAGGCAGACAUCAUGUGAAUCCUCAAAAGAAACAGCAGCAGCAGCAGCCGCCACGUCCACUGGCAGGAGAGGCCAGCAUACUCACGUAGAGUGCUGAUCCCUGGGGCCCGCGGUGGAGUUGAGUCAGUAUUAUGAAUCCGUCUGAUAAUUACUUAUAGAACGUCGUAACCAGUUUGUGGUAGAAGUUUAGAAGCAGCUGAAAGAAACUGUGUUUAAUGUUGUCGUUGAAGUUAUUGUUGUUGUUUGUUGUUGUUGUUGAAGUUGUUGCUAGAACUCCCCCCAGAAAACCCCAGAAAAUGCAGCAAGAACUCCAGCUCAAAAUUUAAACCACAGAAUAAAUUAGAGUGUAAAAAACUAGAGAGAUUUUACAGGCCAGAAACCCCAGAGACAGGGACUUAAAAUCAUUCCAGAGCAAACAACUCUUCCCUUUGUGACUGCCCAAGGUCCCAGCCCUAACCAAGAGAAUACUCCAAGAAGUACGAAGAAAAGUAAACCCCAAAAAAAACCAACCCGCCUGAUGCGAACUUUUCUACCAAUAAACAAAUAUACA